CAGUUGGGCUGUAUGAGGAUUUGGAGAAAAUGUCUGGGUUAAUGACACAGUAUUGUGAGUCUUAUGUCGGUUCCUGUUAUGAACCUCGGCAAGGGGAAAUGUGUUUGGCAAAGUUUAGUGAAGAUGGCUUGUGGUACAGAGCAGCGUGUAUAGAACCAUGCCUUACUUCGUGUUUGUUGGUGUUUGUGGACUAUGGAAACAUAGAGGAUGUCAGAAUGGAAGACAUACGACAGAUCACUGAUACGUUCUUAGAACUUCCUUGUAUUGCUCACCAUGCUGUUCUUAAAGAUAGUGAGGUAUGGAUCACACAGUGUUUAUUUGAGGAUUGGUCAUCAACUGGACCUUGCUCUCAGUCAGCCCUUAAUGUCUGGAAAAGGAAAUUUCUAAAAAAUUAUUAUCCAGGUUGA
Molecule: messenger RNA, 407 nt
Organism: Macrobrachium nipponense
Lineage: Eukaryota; Metazoa; Arthropoda; Malacostraca; Decapoda; Palaemonidae
Product: tudor domain-containing protein 1-like
Exons: 3
Coding region: 30-407 (125 amino acids)
Source: RefSeq, a predicted model, not a curated record